AUGCUAGUUUCCGAUGUUGAGAAAAUGUUCCGCCAGAUCAACCUCAGUCCGGAAGAUAGACCGCUUCAGUGCAUCUUAUGGCGUGCAGCUCCAGGAGAGGAGGUUGAGGUUUACGAGUUAAAUACCGUCACGUAUGGAACCAAGCCAGCGCCGUUUCUAGCCACCAGAACGCUGAAACAGUUGGCAACGGAGGAGGAAGGACGAUUUCCACUUGCAGCAAGGGCUGCUAACGAGGAUACGUAUAUGGACGAUGUCAUCACAGGAUCAGACGACGUUGAAACGGCGCUGGAAAUGCGAUUUCAACUGGACAAGAUGAUGUCGAGGGGAGGUUUCAAACUAAGAAAAUGGGCUUCCAAUUGCCCCAAGGUGCUGGACGAUAUCUCACCCGAAGAUUUGGCAAUUAGAGAUUCCGAGGAGGUUUCUCUGGAUCCAACGGCUUCCGUAAAAACUCUAGGCCUAACAUGGCUGCCAAAACCCGAUGUGCUAAGGUUCCAAUUCAACAUUCCGGAGUUGGAAGAGGAUACCAAGCUUUCGAAACGUCAGAUCUUGUCAGUUAUUGCUACAUUAUUUGACCCAUUGGGGUUGCUAGGAGCAGCUAUCACUACGGCAAAAAUAUUUAUGCAGCGUCUGUGGACACUUCAAGAUGAAAAUGGUGGAAAACUGGAAUGGGAUCAGCCACUACCUUCCACGGUGGGUGAGGUUUGGAAGAAGUACCAUGCUCAACUACCGUUAUUCAACACGAUUAGUAUCGAACGCUGCGUGAUCAUACCAGGAGCAACAUCGGUUGAAAUACACUGCUUUUCUGCCGCUUCAGAGAAGGCUUUUGGAGCAUGCCUGUAUCUGCGGAGCCAGAACUCAAGGAAAGAAGUUUUGGUACGGCUUCUCACCUCAAAAUCGAAGGUUUCCCCGCUCAAAUGCCAAACUAUCCCACGGCUAGAGCUUUGCGGUGCACUCUUAGCAGCUCAGCUUUACGAAAAGGUCCAAGAUUCUAUCAAAAUGAAGCUAAAAACCUACUUCUGGACGGAUUCCACGUGUGUACUACGUUGGCUUCUAGCCACUCCAACAAUAUGGGUCACCUACGUUGCCAAUCGUGUGGCAAAAAUACAAACCAUCACCGAAGGAUGCUUCUGGGGACACGUGCCUGGAGUCGAAAAUCCAGCAGACCUGAUUCCCAGGGGAAUAUCGCCAGAAGACAUCUUGGAAAAUAAUUUCUGGUGGAAUGGACCGAGUUGGUUGGAAGCGGACCCGACGAGAUAUCCAAAACAACCGGAGAACUCAGCCGAAAUCGGAGAAGAAGAAAGACGACACACUAUCGUGGCGAAUUCUGCUGCAUCACUGGCCGCGUUCAACGAGAACUACUUUAAACGGUUUGCAUCUUACACCGACGUGAUUCGCCGGACUGCGUAUUGGCUGCGGUUGAUUAAGCUUCUUCGUAAACCCAGGCACGAGCGAAGGGAUGGUUCCUUCCUCUCUACCGCUCAACUUCGAGAAUCAGAAUACACGCUAGUAAGACGAGUACAAGAGGAAAUGUUCGCCGAAGAGUGGAAGGCGUUGCGGAAAGGCCAGCAUAUGCCAGCGAAAUCUCCGUUACGAUGGUAUAACCCAUAUUUAUCCAAGGACGGAAUUAUCAGAGUAGGUGGUCGAAUCAGCAAAUCCGAAGAAGCUGACGAUGCCAAACAUCCAAUUCCUUUACCCGCUCGUCAUGUUUUCACUCGUAUGCUAUUGAAGCAUUACCACGAGCGCCUUCUACACGCAGGUCCCCAGCUUCUAUUGGGUACGGUAAGGUUGCGUUAUUGGCCUUUAGGAGGGAGAGAUGUCGUUAGACAGAUCGUCCACAAAUUUCUACGAUGUUUUCGUGUUAAGCCAACCAGAAUUCAGCAAUUCAUGGGGGAGCUGCCAGCAUCCAGAGUUACAGUAUCACGUCCAUUCUCCCGAGCUGGCGUCCAUUAUUUCGGUCCAGUUUAUCUUCGACCAGCACCGCGACGGCCCGCUGUGAAAGCCUAUGUCGCGCUUUUCAUUUGCCUGUGUAUCAAGGCCGUUCAUCUAGAGCUUGUUUCGGAUUUGUCGACUGAUCGGUUCCUUCAAGCUCUACGUCGAUUUGUCGCGAGACGAGGGAAAUGUACCGACAUAUUUUCGGAUAACGGCACCAACUUCGUCGGGGCUAGGAAUAAACUGCGAGAGUUCCUUAUACUAUUAAAUGACAAAACCCACCGAGAAGUGGUGUCUACGGCUUAUGCUACAGAAGGCAUUCAAUGGCAUUUUUCACCACCUAGCGCCCCACAUUUAGGAGACAUCUGGGAGGCAGCAGUUCGAUCUGCUAAAAAACACCUACUGAAGGUCAUCGGUGAAAAUCCGGUAUCACCGGAAGAUUUUACAACACUACUCGUGCAGGUGGAAAGAUGCCUCAAUUCCCGACCGCUAACGUCCAUGUCAGAAGAUCCCAAUGAUCUAGAACCGUUGACGCCAUCGCAUUUCCUUGUCGGAGCCUCGCUUCAAGCCCUUCCUGAACCCAAUCUUGAAAAUGUUCAGCUCAACCGUCUGAAUAAAUGGCAGUUAAUGCAACGUAAGCUUCAAGAUUUUUGGCGCAGAUGGCGCCGGGAAUACCUGUGCCAACUCCAAGCUAGGACCAAACGCUGGAAGCCACCAGUUCAAAUCGAGGUGGGCAAGCUGGUCGUGAUCCAAGACGACAAUCUGCCCCCAAUGCGAUGGAGAAUGGGAAGGAUACACAAACUCCAUCCUGGCGACGAUCAGGUAGUACGCGUCGUUACCGUCAAAACAGCUGGUGGAAUGCUAACACGCCCUGUAGAAAAAUUAUGCAUUCUACCGCUACCAGACUCCGAUGCUGACGUCGAAGCAGAGGACAACCUAUCCAACAGUCUGGUGUAA
Messenger RNA from Topomyia yanbarensis, 2886 nucleotides. RefSeq lists its product as uncharacterized. Gene Ontology annotation, biological process: DNA integration. The coding region runs from base 1 to 2886 and encodes 961 amino acids. The transcript has a single exon. The record is from RefSeq and is a predicted model, not a curated record. Gene Ontology annotation, molecular function: nucleic acid binding. NCBI's taxonomy places the organism in Eukaryota, Metazoa, Arthropoda, Insecta, Diptera, Culicidae.